Messenger RNA from Rosa rugosa (rugosa rose), 3719 nucleotides. RefSeq lists its product as uncharacterized. The coding region runs from base 1350 to 3434 and encodes 694 amino acids. The record is from RefSeq and is a predicted model, not a curated record. NCBI's taxonomy places the organism in Eukaryota, Viridiplantae, Streptophyta, Magnoliopsida, Rosales, Rosaceae. The transcript has 3 exons.
AUCUUUGUAGAUUUUUUUUUGAGGGGAGAGGAAGAUAUAUUCCUGUGAUCGAAAAGAUCAUACGACCGUACAAGGUCAAACUAGGAGAUCCGAAAAUCACCCAUUACAUUCAAUGCUCAAGUAGUGCACUGACUGCACAUUAAAAUGACUACUAGCCUAGACUACUCCGCCUUGAUCAAUAAGAAGCUACAACACCAAAGAAUUGUAACAACCCAAAGAAACAAGGUAUACAGGGCCAAGGCCCACUGCACCCAUCAGUAAAGAUGGAGCUUUAUUACACAAAAUAAAAACAGACAAAAAAAUAAAAUUGGGCCCAAAGCAAAGCCCAGACCCAAGAGCACUCAAACCCUAGCCCAACUCCAAGUUGCAGCAGCCACCACGCCUCCACCACGUUGAUGAGACCCUAGCCACCGCCACGAGUAGACGUCGGACGACCAUCCACCCCGCCAUCAGCGCCAGCACGCCGACAAGAAGCACCACCUCCCCCAAACACCUCCUCCCCGCAUGGUUCCAAAGCACCCAUACCAGAUCGGAAAACGCCGAUCCAAAACGAGCCCGUCGAAACCCCACCUCACGUUUUCCUGCCAGUCGCCGCCGUCGAUCAAGGGAAGAGAACGCCGAAACCACCAGUCUGCCACCGCUAGAGCCUCCCAACGAUCAGAAGAUGCAGACCCACCACAGGCUUGCAAGCUUGUCAAGGUCCAAGCCACGCCGCCGCAGCACAGUCGGAGAACGACCAUCAAAACAUCCCCGCCCGGCCGCACUCACCGUUUACCGACAAGGCUAAUAGCCUGGUGCGGCACGGGAGCCGCCGGACGAGAACCUCCAAACUUUCAGAAGAAAACCUAGCCGCCCUCUUCGAGAGAGAGAGAGAGAACCGGCACUUUUUUCCAAAUCUUUGUAGAUUAGCGGGGAAUGAUCUCAACUUAAUCUAUAAUUAUAAAAAGCUAAUUUACAGCUAUAUAUCGAAUUAGUCUGUCAAUGUACAUACUUUUCAAAAUAUAAACAAUACAGUGAGCCGGUGAGGUACACUAACGUCCAAGUGCUAGACAAUCAAUCCUUGUGAUCCGUACAAUCUCGAUCAAAUCUUUGGAGGGACUAUACCAAAUGCACCGCAUCUGUGUACUCUUCGGUUCGGUUGGAAAAGAAAGAAAGAAAGAAAGAAAGCAAGACACACACAAAAAACAACACGCUACACUGCAUAGACAGUCUGAUCAUAUUUUAUAAACCUCAGUCACUUGUGUGCUGCAACUGUAGUAUUUGCGCAAAAAGAAAGAAUAAAUCUUUAUUGAGGAAAAGAUGAGAGAGAAACACCCAUUUGGGAAAGGAAGGAAGGAAGGAAGAGAGAGAUGAAAGAAGCGAGGGAAAGUGGGGGUGUGGAAUUAGCAGAAAAGGAGGAAAAUUUGAGAGAAAAGUUGGCAAGGAGGAGGAUUAGAAAAAGCAUCAGAGGUGGCCCAACCACUCCAGUGUUGUCCUCAUGGAGUCUCUACCCUUUAGGCCAGGAACAACAACCCAUCAUUAAAGACGCUCCCUUAACUACUAAUCACACUGGUGCCUCAGCUAGAAAGCUAGGAGCUGCUCUUUGGGAGUUUCAGAACUACUUCCCACUCUCAAAGAUGCACAGAGGCAAUCACAGCAAUGGUGGUGGUGGUGCUCCUCCACCGCCGCCUAGGCAGCGCCACCACCUUCAUCUCCACCACCACCUCAACAAGGACAAGGGCACUCUUGACCUUUCCAACUUUUUGGCUGAUAAUUGUCCCAGUUCUCCUGAACAGCCAGCAAGUGCAAGCAGUUUAACGAGGCAUAUUGCUGCGUCAUUGAUGCAACAUCACCGAUCAAUUGGAAGGAACAAUCACCUUUUACAACCUGUAUCUCCUGCAAGCUAUGGUAGUUCUAUGGAGGUGGCGCCUUAUAACCCUGCAGUUACUCCCACCAGUUCUUUAGACUUUAAGGGAAGGAUUGGCGAGUCACAUUAUAAUCUUAAAACAUCUACAGAACUGCUAAAGGUCUUGAACCGGAUUUGGAGUUUGGAGGAGCAGCAUACGUCUAAUAUAGCACUGAUAAAAGCACUGAAGGCUGAGUUGGAUCAUGCCCGUGUCAAGAUCAAAGAUUUGGUUAGGGUACGGCAAGCUGAUAGACAUGAGCUAGACAAUUUGAUGAAGCAAAUUGGAGAAGAUAAACUAGUUAGGAAGAGCAAAGAACAGGAUCGGAUACAUGCUGCAGUUCAGUCUGUGAGGGAUGAACUAGAAGAUGAGAGAAGGUUAAGAAAACGAUCAGAAAGCCUACACAGGAAGUUAGCACGAGACCUCUCUGAGGUGAAAUCUUCUCUUUCCAAUUCCCUGAGAGAGCUUGAAAGUGAGAGGAAAUCGAGGAAGUUGUUGGAAGACCUAUGCGAUGAAUUUGCUAAAGGCAUUAAAGACUAUGAACAAGAGGUGCACUUUUUGAAACAGAAAUCUGACAAGGAUUGGACUGGAAGCUCCGACCGUGAUCGAUUGAUUCUCCAUGUAUCUGAAUCAUGGCUGGAUGAACGGAUACAGAUGCAGCUAGAACAAACCGAGUGUGGUCUUCCCGAAAAGAACUCAAUAGUGGACAAACUAAGCCUUGAAAUAGAGACCUUCCUUCGAGCUAAACACAUGAACAACACUCUUAAGAAUGCCGAAAGUAUGUUGCCAAGGGAUCGUCGAAAGAAUUCACUGGAAUCUGUUCCGCUUAAUGAGGCUGUGAGUGCACCUCAAGAUGCAGGUGAUGAAGAAGAUUCUUUAGGCAGUGACUCGCAUUGUUUCGAGCUCAAUAAACCGAGCAACAGUGACUUCAAAUUGCAAGUGGAGGAGGAAGAUGUAGAGAAUGGUAUUGAUGAAAAGGUAAAAUCAGAGCACUCAAAGAAAAAACCUGCCUCUUCUGAAAGAGUAAGAAGCCGUACUCCGUCCAGCUUGCAAGUUAAGUUUGAAGAACAGAUGGCUUGGGCCUUGUCAUGUAGUGAAAAUAAGAAAUCCCAAGUGGUAAAUGCAGAGCAGGGGAAAACUGAAGAAGUGAAGCAAACUGAAACAAGCAUGUCUCAAAAAUCUGAACAUUGUGAAGCCACAGAAGAUGAAACUUACAGAAAGGGAAAUAAACAAGAUGAAAGACAUGGUUCUAAUCCGAAUUACAUGGCUGAAAACCAUUUAAGAAAUCAACUUUUGAUAUCAGAUGGUGGGCUUGUACAUCCUGAAAAUAAUUUGAAUGAGGCUUCUUGCAGUAAUACUGGAUGGAGGAAUCAGGCAAGUCCAGUUCGACAGUGGAUGGCAAGACUAACCUCUCCAACUCUUGACAUAUCAGAGUCUUCUUCCAAGUUGCCUCUGCGGAAAAAGAAAAAUACCUUGAAGGCAAAGCUUCUUGAAGCAAGGUCUAAAGGACAACGGUCAACACGAACAAAAGCUUUCAAAAGUACCUCUUAAGCUUCUUCGAAUCUGUUAGCAUUAAUUCUACUCUGAAAGGGCCCUGCUGGUUGGUGAUUGGUGCUUAUCGUGAAUAUUGCCAUGGUACUCUGAAUCUCUGUCUCUCUGGUGAGUUUAAAAGAGAAGCUGUAAUCUGUAUAUCAGUGUAAUAUUAUAUAUUGCUUCAAAGCCUACAGAAAUCAUAAGAAGUUGAAGACCAACAAUUUUGGGUUAUGAUUUCUGGGAUGUACAUGAGAAUUCACUCAACUCAGGUCCCACAUAUAUUUGUGACAACCUUAAAGUGGA